This is a messenger RNA of Varanus komodoensis (Komodo dragon), 1230 nucleotides long. RefSeq names its product transmembrane immune signaling adaptor TYROBP (gene TYROBP). The transcript has 5 exons. Gene Ontology annotation, molecular function: signaling receptor binding. Lineage: Eukaryota; Metazoa; Chordata; Lepidosauria; Squamata; Varanidae. The coding region runs from base 121 to 438 and encodes 105 amino acids. Gene Ontology annotation, cellular component: cell surface. Gene Ontology annotation, biological process: microglial cell activation involved in immune response; neutrophil activation involved in immune response; positive regulation of natural killer cell activation. The record is from RefSeq and is a predicted model, not a curated record.
UGUACUUCAGCUAAUUGCCGUGGCUGUCCUGGCUUCCCCGCUUGGGGAUUCACAGCCAGAUCACCCCCAGGCAGAGAGACUUUCGAGGAGUAGCCUUUCCACAACAUUGGAGCUUUCACCAUGGACCAACCAGGGUUCCGUGUUCUCCACAUUCUCUUGGGCUUGUCCUGGGCACAGCUGGGAGCUGCCCAACAGAGCGGCUGCAACGACUGCUACAUGCUGCGUCCGAGCACCAUCGCGGGCAUCGUGCUGGGGGAUUUGCUGCUGACGUUGCUCAUUGCGCUGGCUGUCUACUUCGUGGCCCGCCACAUCUCUUGCCGAUCUGCUCACAGUGGUGGCGUAAACAAGGCGCAGAAUGAAUCCCCCUACGAGGAGCUUCAAGCGCACAGAAUGGAUGUUUAUAGUGAUCUGAAGACUCCUCAGUCCACUUACAAAUAGUCUUCCUUCUCAUCUUGUUCUGUUGAACUUUACAAGCUCCGAAACAGCUUUAGCUUUAGAAGCUCCAAAAUCGAAGAUAUCUGUUCAAGUCUGCUCGGAAACUGAACUUUCAUGGCAGGCUUUUCAGCAUGAAUUCAGUUCUUUUCAGUAUGUACUUUCUCUGCUGUGACGAUCUGACCCAUUUUAGGGUAUGUCCCUCACACGUGCACACACAUCCAUGGUAAUAUGGAUAAAAUUUCCCUGGGUUGCCACACAGUGUGGAGAAGUUGGAGAAGAAGGGCAUCCCAGGGCUACCCAACCAGGGGCCUUUUCCUCAGGCCGUGGCCAGUGGCCACGUGUGUGCUGCAACCCAAGCCAUGCCUUCCUGCAAAGUACAUGUGCCAAAAACAAUGGUGCCUCUCAAGUUUCGUUUUUGCCCAAGAACCAAUGGAUCUGGUUCCAUACUCAGAGUAAACCCAUUGAAAUCAAUGGGAGUCAUGUCAGUCAUGGCUGACGGAAGGUGCAAUUCUAUGUGGGUUUACACCUACAAAAGUCCAUGCUGACUGGAGAAUGCUGAGAGCUAUAGCAUGUUUUUCGUUCUAAAUAUGUAUAGGAUUAUGUCCGUAAAGACCCUUAGAUUUCAGCAGAUCUCCUUGAAGAAUGAUCAGAUCUGGGUCCAUUCUAUUCCUUUUGUGUUAUAAUUUUCAAAUCUAAUUAGCACACAAUCCUCUGGGAUAUUUUCCUGCAAGGAAAUGAAUGAGAACUAUUUUAACUUUUUAAGGUUUGAUGCAUUAUUAAGCUGGUAUAUUUUAA